CACACACACACACACACUAAAUAUAUAAAAUCCUCCAUUAACAGAGAUGGUGAUCCUUUUGCUUAAACUAUGACGGAGGAAGAGUUAUACACGUUAUACAAGGGGGUCUACCUGUCCUCAUCUGUGUACACGCCGAGAGUCUGAAAUACUUUAAAGAGUUUGUUUUUCGGCCAGAUGAUAUCAUCACCGUGACGUAUCCCAAGUCAGGUACAGUCUGGAUGCAGGAGAUUGUCCCACUGAUCAUGAGCGGAGGAGAUCCAGCACCUGUUGACACUAUUGUUAACUGGAAACGUGUUCCCUGGCUUGAAGCGCAUCAGACCAGCUCCCUCAAACUUGAACAGAGGCCGUCUCCACGACUGUUAACUACACACUUCCAUUACAACAUGAUGCCGUCAUCUUUCUUUGAAGUAAAGCCAAAGGUCAUCUAUGUGAUGAGGAACCCCAAAGAUGUGUUUACAUCGUCUUUUUAUCAUCAUGAGGCGGCCUCCUUCUUGGUAAACCCAGGCCCACAGACCGAGUUCCUCCACAAGUUCCUUGAUGGAAAAGUUAUGUUUGGCUCAUGGUUCGAUCAUGUAAAGAGCUGGUUGAAUGCUGAAGAUAGAGAGCACAUAAUGCACAUCUCCUAUGAAGAGAUGAUAAUGGAUCUGAAGGACGCUGUGGGCAGAAUGGCUCAGUUCCUGCAGAAGUCUCUGGACCAUGAAGCGAUAGAAAAGAUAGCCGACCGAUGUUUGUUCAAGAACAUGAGGAAGAACAACAUGUCAAACUACUCUACUGUUCCUCGUGUAUUCAUGGACCAGACAAAGUCUGAGUUUCUCAGGAAAGGAAUUGCUGGAGACUGGAAAAACCAACUAACUGUGGCAGAAGCAGAGUACUUUGACACUGUUUACAAGGACAAAAUGAAAGAUUUCCAAUACAAAUUUGCAUGGGAGUAAAUAGAAAUAUUUAAGCAAUGCCUUUUCCAGCAUCCAAUUAUGCAAAGAAACCUAUAAGUUAGAUUCAACUCAUUAAAAUGUACAUUUGGUUAUUGAGGUUUGUGGCAGCGGAAGUGCAGAAAGACAAACUCUCAUUAAACUUUUAUUAUUCAAUUUGAAUGUCUUACUGUAGAUGUUUGGUUUCAUGAAUUAUGCAAGAGCAACUUUCUCACUUCUUCAUUCAUCAAUUUAACACUUGUUACACUUGUCGGACCUAGAGGUGUUAACCUUUUUUGUGAACAACUGAUGAUAGAUUUACGAUUAGUCAUGUAUUAUCACAUUCAAGCUAACCGAAUUAGCAGACUUAGAUAUUAGACUGUAGAUAUUUGAUGUAGAAAAACCUCGGAUCGACUUGGCAUUAUAAAAGAAUAAAGUACAUGACCCUAAGGUGUCCUUACUUGAAUAUGUAAGUUUAUAGCAACACAAAUGUGAUAUCACACAUAGUCAUACCAAGAAUUUAAAGUGUCAUUGAAUUCACUUUGCCUUAUAGAGAAUGUAAGAAGAUGUCAAUGACUAAUAAAACAUUUCAACACAA
This is a messenger RNA of Eleginops maclovinus (Patagonian blennie), 1506 nucleotides long. Its product is annotated as sulfotransferase 2B1-like. The transcript is spliced from 6 exons. Gene Ontology annotation, biological process: sulfation. Gene Ontology annotation, cellular component: cytoplasm. Gene Ontology annotation, molecular function: sulfotransferase activity. Bases 219 to 932 code for a protein of 237 amino acids. Lineage: Eukaryota; Metazoa; Chordata; Actinopteri; Perciformes; Eleginopidae. The record is from RefSeq and is a predicted model, not a curated record.